Messenger RNA from Tachyglossus aculeatus (Australian echidna), 318 nucleotides. Its product is annotated as keratin-associated protein 17-1. The coding region runs from base 1 to 318 and encodes 105 amino acids. The transcript has a single exon. NCBI's taxonomy places the organism in Eukaryota, Metazoa, Chordata, Mammalia, Monotremata, Tachyglossidae. The record is from RefSeq and is a predicted model, not a curated record.
AUGGGUUGCUGCCCCACGGACUGCUUCACUUGCUGCGGUCAGCAGGGCCAGGUGGACUGUUGCGAGACGUGCUGCUGCCAGCCGACCUGCUGCGGGUCGAGCUGCGGAAGCGGUGGCAGUUGCUGUGGAUCUAGCUGCUGUGGAUCUGGUUGUGGGGGAGGCGGCUGUGGAGGCUGCGGAGGCUGCGGGGGCUGCGGAGGUGGCUGCGGAGGCGGCUGUUGCGGCUGUUGCGGCUGCUGUGGCAGCUGCUGUGGCUCCGGAGGUGGCUGCUGCGGACCCGUGUGCUGCCAGCCCACCCCGGUGUGCACGACCAAAUGA